AUGGCCGAGCUGAAACCCGUGAGCGACCUGGCGCGGCUGUCGAGCCGGGUGGUGCGCAUCCUGGCGCAGAACCCGGGUCCGUACACCCUCAACGGGACCAACACGUACCUCGUCUCUGCGCCGUCGUCUUCGUCGCCGUCUUCGUCGUCCUUGCCGACGACGGCGGCGCGGCGCGGGAUCCUCAUCGAUACGGGCGAAGGUGUCGAGGGCUAUAUCCCGCUCCUCGAACGUGCGCUGCGCGGUGGUGGUGGUGGUGAUGAGGGCGCCGAUGCGUCGACCAUGGCGGCGAUUGGGGACGAGGGUGUGACGACUUGGGUCAGCGAUAUCAUCUUGACGCACCGCCACGGCGACCACACAAAGGGCCUUCCCUCUGUCCUCUCGCUCCUCUCGCGCCUUCGCUCCGAGUCCCAAGCCGCAUCUGCAACGACGGCAGCGACUUCGACGCCGCUCGCGCCGCCCCGCAUCCACAAGUUGCCCGACACCGAAUCGGACCCGUCGCUGAUCGAGAGCCUGCACGCCCUGCCCUCGGGCUCGUUCACGUCCUACUCUGCCUUUGACGGCCCCUCGCCCCUGUGGCCGCUCAAGGACGGCGACAUCAUCGCAUGCGCCGACGGCGACGAGGCAGGCGCAACGUCGCUCCAGGUCGUGCAUACGCCCGGGCACACCGCCGACCACAUCUGCCUGCUGCUGCGCGAGGAGCGCAACCUCUUCUCCGGCGACCACGUCCUCGGCUCCGGCACCACCGUCUUCGAGGACCUCAACGCCUACCUCGCCAGUCUGUCGCGCUGCAUCGACCUUUUCGCCGAGAUCGGCCCCUCGUCCUCCGUCGACGGCAAAGACGGCCGCAGCGACGGCAGCAACGACACCGGCGACGACGAAAACGUCAUCUACCCGGCCCACGGCCCCGUCGUCGCGGCGGGCAGGGCGACGCUGAGGACGUACCUCUCCCACCGCCUCGAGCGAGAGCGCCAGAUCCUCUCGCUCCUCUCUACGGCACCGCCGCCCUCGGCCCAAACCGAGGCCGAGCGGGGAUGGACGAUCACGUCGCUUGUCUCGACGCUCUACUCGGCCUACCCGGAGCACCUCUUCCCCGCCGCAGCGCGCGGCCUCUUCCUGCACCUCCAUGCCCUCUCGGUCGACAACCCGCAGGCGGGGCGCAGGAAGAGGGUCCGGCCCAGGUCGUUGCCCGAAUUCGCAAAGGGGCAGCCCCGAGCCGCCACCGAGGCCGAGGCGGGCGUGGUGCCCAUCCCCAAGAACGAGUCGCAGUACGCCCAGGUCAUGGACAUCGUCUGGGACCUCAUCCCCGAUCAGGGCGAGAGCGGCACGGAGCAGCAGGGCGCCGGCGGUGAGGAGCAGCAGGCGUCAAAGGCCGCGGCUGCGACGGGCGAAAGAUUGUAG
This is a messenger RNA of Pseudozyma flocculosa PF-1, 1398 nucleotides long. RefSeq lists its product as uncharacterized. The transcript is spliced from 2 exons. Lineage: Eukaryota; Fungi; Basidiomycota; Ustilaginomycetes; Ustilaginales; Ustilaginaceae. Gene Ontology annotation, biological process: secondary metabolite biosynthetic process. The coding region runs from base 1 to 1398 and encodes 465 amino acids. The record is from RefSeq and is a predicted model, not a curated record.